AUGCCGAAAGACGACGAUACCGAAGACUUAUGCUUGCACUGUAAAACUUCCAUAAGAAAAGAAGACAGUGUAUUAGAAUGUAACGAAUGUCACUCCAAGUACCACUUAGGACCUUGCUCAGGAGUAACCGAAAUCGCCCUCCGAGGGAAGAGACCGGGAUUUAAAGAAUUAUGGAAGUGUCAAACUUGUAAGGGGGCAAGAUUAAGACUUCAGAGCACACCUGAAGGCGGACAGCCCAGUCAUGAAAAGCUGGAUGUGCAGCAACAGCUGACUCAGAUAAUGAGCAUGUUGAGCGUGCUCGCACCACUCAAACAGCAAGUCGAUGAGUUAGUUACAAUGAAGCAAACUGUGAUGGACAUAGAGAAGUCUGUGCAAUCAAUGUCGGACAGCUAUGAUGAGCUACUUAAGAAAGUAAAAGACCACGACAGUGAGAUCAAAGAUCUAAAAAAGAGGGUCAGUGAACUUGAAAACGAAAAAAAGAAUGACGAAACGAAUCAACUAAAAAAAGAGAUAAACAAGCUGGAACAAUACGGACGUAGAAAUAACCUCGAAGUACAUGGACUGGCCGAAUCUUUGAACGAAAACCUACUAGAAAAGCUGAACAAAAUCGCCGACCAGAUAGAAGUGCCCAGACUAACCACAGAUAACGUAGAAGCAGUUCACCGCAUCCCCACAAAAACAAAGAAAACACCCAUGGUGAUAGUACGCUUUAUCAACCGAAACGAUCGAGAUGCGUGGCUUAAAAAUAAACAGAAACUGAGGAGUGGAGCGGAGGUAGAUAACAUCUAUCUAGAAGAAAACUUGACCGCUUCAAACCGAAAGUUGUUCUUUGAUGUCAGAACAAAAGCAAAACACCUCGGGUACAAGUUUAUCUGGCAUAAAGAAGGAUGCUCGUAUGUGCGAAAACGAGAAGGCGACCCGACUCUAAGAAUCGAGAAUGAGAGUGACCUCGCAAAAAUUGAAUAGGGAAGUACAUUCACCAUAUUAGACAUGGAAAGGAAACAAACGUGUCUUUCUUUUGAAAAAUGGUGGGAUAGAAUAAACGCU
Ixodes scapularis (black-legged tick) is the source of this 1047-nucleotide messenger RNA. RefSeq lists its product as uncharacterized. Lineage: Eukaryota; Metazoa; Arthropoda; Arachnida; Ixodida; Ixodidae. The transcript has a single exon. Bases 1 to 966 code for a protein of 321 amino acids. The record is from RefSeq and is a predicted model, not a curated record.